Plasmodium falciparum 3D7 is the source of this 3738-nucleotide messenger RNA. It is a transcript of the gene UNC, whose product is annotated as tetratricopeptide repeat protein. The record is from RefSeq and is a predicted model, not a curated record. Lineage: Eukaryota; Apicomplexa; Aconoidasida; Haemosporida; Plasmodiidae. Gene Ontology annotation, cellular component: cytoplasm.
AUGCAGGAAUUUGUUAUGAAUAUUCUUAGUAAAGAAAAAAUUGGGAAAAUAGAAAAACUAAAAAAUGAUGGGAAUGAAUUAUAUCGAAAUAAAAAAUAUAAGGAGGCUUUAUGUAUAUAUGAUAAUGCUGUUUGUGAGUUUUGUGGAGGUUCAGGUGAUAGUUUAAAAAUUAAGGAAAUGGUGAAAGAAUUUUCAAAAAAUGAUGAGACUAAUAAUAUAAAUAAAUUAUCAGAUGAUAAUAAUAAUAAUAAUAUGAUUGAUGAAAAUAAUAAGAAAUGUGAUUUUUCUUAUAUAUGUGAAAUUCAAAAUUUAUUCAUAAAAAUAUGCCAUAAUAUAUCAUUAUGUUAUUAUUUCUUAGAAGAUUUUGAAAAAUCUAUUGAAUAUUGUUUAUAUAUUAAUGAAAUGAACAAUAAUCAUUAUAAAAGUUACCACACGCUUGGGUUGUGUUAUGAGAAAUUAAAAGAUUAUCAAAAGAGUAUACAUUAUUUUGAUAGGUGUAAAAUAGUACUUUUAAAAAAUCAAAACAAUAAAAAUAAAGACAAUAAUAAUAAAAGUGAAAUUAAUCGAAUUAAUGAAAAGUUACGUGAUAUUAUGAAAAUUAUAGAUCAAAAUAAAAAUGAUCCAUAUAAAAAUAUAAGCAACAUUAAAAAAUAUCUUCUUGAUGAAAAUACAAAUAAUAUAAAUGACAUUGAAGAAAAUAAUAAAAAAAUUAAAUUGUUACAUUCUAUUUAUAAUCAAAAGUUUUAUAUACUACUUAAGGAAAAUAUUUUUUUAUUUCUUUUUGAUUUUAUUAAAAAAAAUAAUGACAUAUCAAACUAUGACGAUUGCAAUAAUAAUAAUAAUAAUAAUAAUUUAUAUAGUCAUAAUAUUAAUAGUUUAUUAUUAGAAAAAACAGCCAUUUAUGUUAUUUAUAAAAUAUUAUCCAAAUUAGAUAAUGAACAUAUUAUUAUUGAAAAUUCCAAAGAUGAUAACUAUAAUAAAAAUCGUAAUAUAUGUAUUAACAAAUUAGAUAAUUCAAAGCUUCAAUAUUAUUAUGAUCUAGAUUAUAUUAAAAUGAUUUUAUCCUUUAAUGAAUAUUUUACAAAAGAUUGGAUAUAUAAUUAUAUAAAAAAAAAAAUCAAUAUAUUAGAAAAUUUAAAGUUUUCAAAAGAUGAAACCUUAUAUAAAGAACAUGUAGACAUUUUAAUCUAUAUCAUAAAUAUUAUGAAAUAUGUCUAUGUUAUAAAUAAUGAUUAUAUUUUAAAUAUUAUUAAUUCCUAUUAUUUAAAUAGCGAUAAUUCUAAUAUUAAUAACUCUGGUAUUAAUGCUCUUACAUUCUUAUGUAAAAAAAAACAAUUUUUAACACAAAAUAGUAAGGAUAAUAGAAAAAAAAAAAAUGAUUUAUUAGAAAUGCUUAAAAAAGAAAAUUACUUAAAUAUACAAAAUAAUAUACAAAAUAAUAAUAAUAAUAAUAAUUAUUAUUUUUAUAAGAAUGAAUUUAUUGAAUUUCACUUUUCGGACUCUCAUAAAUAUCCAUUGUGUAUCAAUUCCGAAAUCAAAAAAAUUAUACAAAAUGUUAUUGGUAUGUAUGAACACUUUUCUAGUAGUAUAGAAUAUACCUUAAUUUUAAUUUUUACUUUAUUACAUGACCCACAAAGACCUAAGGAAAAAGACAUAGAAAUGAAUGAUGUAAUUUAUGAUUGUAUAGAUAAUUAUUUUCAUCAUAAUGAAAAUAUUUUGAUAGAAUGGUUUGUAUGUAUUAAAUGUCUUUUCUUAGUAGAUAAAAAUAUUAUAUUAAAUUAUUUAAUAGGAAAAACAGAAUAUAUUGUAAAAAUCUUACAUUUUAUUACGAACUGUAUAGGAAGAAAAACUAAAGAAGAAUUAUCCAUAUAUAUCGAUGUCUUAUUACUUUUAUUGAAUAUAUCAGAAAUACGUUUUAUGUUUACUAAUUAUAUUGAUAUGUAUAUAAAUAUAAUGAAAUCUUUAAAUUAUGAUCAAUGCUUUUUGAAACUUUUACUAGGUACAUUUAAAUUAUACAUGCACAACAUAGACUUUAAACAACAAAUUCAAGAUAAUGUGGAUUUGUUCUUUUAUGCGAAAGAAAUAUUAAAGCAAUUCUUAUUAACAUAUGAUAAUGAUGCGGACGGAAAAAAUAACACGAAUAAUGAUAAAAGAGAAGAAAAUGAGGAACAGACAAGCCAUUUGAAUUAUUCUAAUUUAAAUUCGUACACAUGCUGUGUGAAAAAAUGUGAUGAUAAUGAUACAAAGAAAAAAGAUAUUAUAAACCAAAAGAAAGAUGAAAAGAAUAAGAAACAUUGUGAACUUGUAGAUAAGAAAAAAAAAGAUCAUACAUAUAUACAUUCGAAUAUGAGUUGUGAAAAAACGUUAAAAGAUUUAAUAGAAAUGUUAUUUUAUUUAAGUUUGCAUAUUGAAUUUAAAAAACAAUUAUUAGAGGAAAAAAAUAAUUAUAUUUUAUUUUUCUUAAUAAAAGUUGGACAUGAUAUAAAUAAAAAGAAAUUAGAUAACACAUAUAAAUAUAUAUAUUGCAACACUAUAAAUAAUUUAAUUUUAACAAAAAAUGAUGAAAAAAUAAAAAGAAGAGAAAUUAAUAAAACUAAUUUAUCAAAUUUUGAUAAUGAACAAAUAGAAGCUUUAGAACAAUUUUAUGAUAAAUUACCAAAAGAAGCUAGACCUAAAACAGAUCCAUUAUAUGAUUAUGGAGAUGAAGAAACAAGUAACAAAUUAAUUGAUUUAUUAUUAUAUAAUGAAAAAUAUCAAAUGAAUCAUAUUAAUGAUAAAAAUAAAAAUAAUAAUAAUAAUAAUAAUAUUAAUAAUGGUAACGUAUCUCCUUUGUCAUCUAAAUGUUCCUAUACAAAUGGUACCAUUAUCAAUAUUAUAUAUAACUUUAUUAAUAGCAAUUUUUUUACAACAAAUAUAGCUGAAUCUGUAUGUGAAAUAAUUUCAAAGUUUGUUAAAAAUACAAAUAAUAUUGGUAUAGUUUUAGUUAAUAAUGGAUUAAAAACUUUAUUAUUAGCAUCUAAGCAUAUAACAAAUAAAAAGAAUUGUGCUUUAGCAUUAAGUGAAAUAUUUAUUUAUACGAACCCGAAACUUAUUCAUUUUUAUGAAGCAUAUGAUUCUUUACCUUUAUUAAUUGAACAACUAAAGAGUGAUGAAGAAUUAUUAAUCUUUAAAACGUUAAUGGCAAUAACUAAUAUUUUAACUAUUGAUGAAAAUGUAGCAAUAAAAGCUAUGCAAUUAAAUUUAUGGUAUAAAUGUUUUGAUAUUCUUUCAACAGAAAAUGAAUACAUAAAAUCUGCUAGCUUAGAAUGUAUAUGCAAUUUAUGUUCCCAAUCACAUGUACAUCAAUAUAUUUAUGAUAAAUAUCAAACAAUUAUGAAAUCAAAAAAUGAAUCAGAUAAAGAUAUUUUAUUUGUUGAUAUUCAAAUAAUUUAUUCAUUUACCAUGGAAUAUCAAAAUUAUAAAUGUGUUUUUGCAGCAACUGGAGCUUUAGGUAUGUUGUCAUCUGAUUUGCGUUUGCCAUAUUAUUUAGUUAGAACUAAAGGGAUUGAUCAUAUUUUCUCAUCUUUCAAUAAUACCACCGACCAAAAUAUUUUAUUACGUAUUUUAACAUUUUUCAACAACAUAAUGACGUGUGAUGAUAUACCGGAUGAUAUAUUAAAGAAAAUAAAGACUUAUGUGGAGAAAAAGAAGGAUUUAAAUGAAGAGAAUACUCAAAUGGCAAAUUUUAUACUCCAGUAG